ACGGUUCUGGGGUUCAUCUGAGUUCAAGGACGACUCCGUGGGCCUCGUCGGCCCCACUGGUCUAGGCGCGCUCCCGCAGGGCCUUCUCCAGCAGGACUCGCAGGCGGCGGCGGCGAGAGCUCAGCUCCCUUUCCCCUCCCCGGAGCACGGGGCCCGCUGGCGCCGGGAGAAGCAGGCCACCCAGGGCAGCGCGCGCCAUGCGGGACCCGCAGCUCCCCGCCUCGGCCUCGCGCUUGCCGCCCCCGCGGCACGGCCAGCCGCAGCCCCAGUGAGGAGGAAGAGGCGGAGGAGGAGGCGCCGCCCCCUUGGCGAGCUCGGCGCCCCGGCCGGCCUUGGCAGGACCCAUGGCGGAUCUCUCGCCCGCGCCGGCCCUGCGGGAAGGCGGCCCCCGUGCGCAACGGCCCUCGGCGCCCUCCCCUCCGCCGCGCUCCCGCUCCAGCUCGGAGCCGGAGGAGGCCGAGCUGUCGCUGAGCCUGGCCCGCACCAAGACCCGCUCGUACGGCAGCACGGCCAGCGUGCGGGCGCCCCUGGGCGCCGGCGUCAUCGAGCGCCAUGUGGAGCACCGGGUCCGCGCCGGAGACACGCUGCAGGGCAUCGCGCUCAAAUGGAACAGAUUAAGAGGGCCAACAAACUGUUUACCAAUGACUGCAUAUUCCUGAAGAAAACUCUGAGCAUCCCGAUCCUAUCAGAGAAGCCUUUGGUGUUUAAUGGACUCAACUCCAUUGACUCUCCAGAAAAGGAAGCUGUUGACGGCAGUUUUUGUUGUGAAGAGGAGCCCUCGGCGGCUGGGGAAGAACUGCCCCCUCCCAGUCCUCAGGACCCAGACCCCAAGCCUGCACAGCCCGAGGAAGUGUCCGCCAGAGAUUUCCUGCAGAGACUUGAUUUACAGAUUAAGCUAUCCACACAGGCAGCCAGGAAACUCAAAGAAGAGAGCAGGGAUGAAGACAGCCCCUAUGCCACUUCUCUUUAUCAUAGUUAGUGACUGGCGGACGGACAGCACUCCAACCCUGAUCACAGAAUGGCUGGACCCUAAAGAAACCACCGGCCCAGGGUUCAGGAGCAACACUGACUUCUGGACUCCCAUAGCGCACGCCUCUUUGGGCCACAGAUAUGUAGACCAACCGCAGCUGCACUGAAGUGGCCGGUUCCUCUGGCUUCCUGUAGUUAAGUCUUCUUAUGGCAUGAUAGCAAAGCUGUACUUAUCCUAAAGCCUAUCACGUUUCUAGACGGUGAGAGUUUUCGACCAGCUAUUGUAGAUGCAAAAAGCUUCCAAGACUAUUUAUAUAUUUAAGCCAAAAGCAAUGCCUGUUUCCUGAUGAGAUUGUCAGUGUGUGGAAAACCUGGCGGCUGUGAAGUGAUAAUGCGUUUGCUGUGUGUUUAUAACUCAAGUGCUAUAAUAUAUAUUUCAGUAUCACAUAUUCUGUACUAAUGUAAAGAACCAAAUUUUGUCUGCUAUUUUGUAAAAGUACAAACGUCUGGAUGAGAAAAUAAACUAUGUUUUCACAUAGGA
Messenger RNA from Psammomys obesus (fat sand rat), 1510 nucleotides. It is a transcript of the gene Lysmd2, whose product is annotated as LysM domain containing 2. The coding region runs from base 605 to 979 and encodes 124 amino acids. NCBI's taxonomy places the organism in Eukaryota, Metazoa, Chordata, Mammalia, Rodentia, Muridae. The record is from RefSeq and is a predicted model, not a curated record. The transcript is spliced from 3 exons.